AUGCUGCUAGACGCGGGUGCCAAUAUUAACGCACAAGGAGGUGAGUAUAGCAAUGUGCUGCAGGCGUCAUUAUACAGUAGCCAUGAGAUGGUAGUACAGGUGCUGCUGGCCAAGGGUGCUAAUGUCAACGCACAA
Cyphellophora europaea CBS 101466 is the source of this 135-nucleotide messenger RNA. RefSeq lists its product as uncharacterized. Gene Ontology annotation, molecular function: protein binding. The annotation marks the transcript as partial. Lineage: Eukaryota; Fungi; Ascomycota; Eurotiomycetes; Chaetothyriales; Cyphellophoraceae. The record is from RefSeq and is a predicted model, not a curated record. The transcript has a single exon.